Messenger RNA from Recurvomyces mirabilis, 1665 nucleotides. RefSeq lists its product as uncharacterized. Lineage: Eukaryota; Fungi; Ascomycota; Dothideomycetes; Mycosphaerellales; Teratosphaeriaceae. Bases 1 to 1665 code for a protein of 554 amino acids. The record is from RefSeq and is a predicted model, not a curated record. The transcript has 3 exons. Gene Ontology annotation, biological process: secondary metabolic process. Gene Ontology annotation, molecular function: CoA-ligase activity.
AUGCCCGUUCACGCGCAGGAACAUCUCAACAUCCCAACUAAGGACAUCUUGUCUUGGUGCUAUGACAAUCGACCUGCAUUCGAUCAAGAGAAGCCAAUCUUCAUCGAUGCCGCCAAUCCAAAGCGUUCCAUCUCUGCCACCCAGGCAUACACUCUCAUCCGCAAGCUAAUUGCUGGCUUCCGCCGCUCCGGACUGCAGCGAGGCGACUGUGUCUGCCUCCACUCUUUCAACAAUGUCCACUAUCCCAUUCUGGUUUUGGGCAUCGUCGGUGCAGGUGGAGUGUUCGUAGGCACGAAUCCUGGUUACACCUCCUAUGAGCUCCAUCACGCGCUUAAGACCUCAAGGGCCAAGUUUGUCAUCACGGAGAAGGAGUUGCUUCCUGCUCUGCAACAGCCUGUAGUCGACCUUGGUAUUCCCGACAACCGCGUCUUCUUCGCCGGACAAGCUGGCAUUACCAAUCAAGCUCGAAAGCAUGAAUCGUGGCGCACACUCCUUGAGCAUGGCGAAGAGGACUGGGUACGGUUCGAUGAUCUUGAGACAGCUCGGAAAACGACAGCAUUUCUUAUGUUCAGCUCCGGCACCACUGGCCUACCGAAAGCAGCACAAUUGAGCCACUACAACUUGGUCGCCGAACAUACUCUAGUCCACGAGAAUCCAGAGCACCCGGAGAACUUCGCCAUGUCUCGCGUAUGCGCUUUGCCAAUGUUCCAUGCAGCAGCAGCACCUUAUGUUCACAUCACGACUUUGAGAUCGGGAAGACAAUCGAUCAUUAUGCGACGAUUUCACCUGGACGACUUUCUGAAACAUCACGAACAACACAAAGUCACGUCAGUGAUGUGUGUUCCGCCCAUGGUGCUGGCUAUGGUCGGUCACGCGGCUGCAUCGCCAGCCAACGCAGCGCAUGUUCGCCAGAGCCUACGCUUCGUUGUUCACGGCAUUGCUGGCGCGGCACCUCUGGAUGUCGAGACGCAAAAGCAGUUUCAAGCCCUCUUGAGUCCAGACGCAACGUUCGCACAGAUAUGGGCUAUGACGGAAACUUCUUGCUUGGCAUCUGUCUUCUACCAUCCCGAAGGCGACGAGACUGGAAGUGUUGGCCGCUUCAUGCCGAACCUGGAUGUCAAAAUCGUAGACGAUGAGGACAAGGAGAUCGACCCGCCAUACGACCGCAGAGGUGAGCUUUGUAUUCGUGGCCCAACGAUCAUCAGAGGAUAUCUGGACAAUUCGGAAGCCAACAAUAGAGACUGGGACCAAGAUGGCUUCUUUCAUACUGGAGAUAUUCUAUACUGUGACAGUAAGACAAAGCUCUGGUAUGUCGUCGAUAGGAAGAAAGAACUCAUCAAAGUCAGGGGCUUCCAAGUAGCACCCAACGAGAUUGAAGGCGUCCUGCUAUCUCAUCCAGGCAUUCAGGAUGUAGCUGUCAUUGGCGUCGACAGUCCUGAUGGUGAGGUUCCGAGAGCUUAUGUGGUUAAGAGAGAUGGUGGACUUGAUGUGACCGAAACUGUGGUCAGACGAUGGGUUGAAACCAGGCUGGCAAGGUACAAGAGGUUGGAUGGUGGUGUAAAGUUCGUGGACGCCAUACCAAAGACGGCGAGUGGCAAGAUACUGAAGAGGAUUUUGCGAGACGAGGCAAAGGCAGAGGCUAAGCGAGAUAUCGCAAAGCUGUAA